ACGAUGAUUGGGGGAAUAUGUGGUUCAGAUAGCCGAGAUAAAAAAGAAGAAGUGACGGUCAUUCCACUAGUUUCCUGUUCAAGAGAUAUAGCAAAACAUUUGGGAUCAUUGACAUCAUUGGCGUUUUCUGGACCGCGAAAUGAGGUAGAUUUGAUCUUGUUUCGAACUGCGAUAUUUAAGAUACCACAGGAUAUAAACGACAUGACAAUAUGCCCAUUCCAUCGCGGGAAACUUGGUUUAGGAUGGACAAGAGGAGCUAGUAUAAGAUGCAGAGUUCUACCUGUUUUGUCACAGCACGGUAACAAAAAUAAGAAAAGUUGGCCCAAGGGUGAAAGAGGGUUGGGAAUAUAUGACUUCCUACAUAUGCUACGAAAGACUGGCGUGUUUAUUCAGUGUGGCUCAG
Molecule: messenger RNA, 403 nt
Organism: Paramuricea clavata
Lineage: Eukaryota; Metazoa; Cnidaria; Anthozoa; Malacalcyonacea; Plexauridae
Source: the annotation of a GenBank genome assembly